CUUCAAUCAUUUUUAACAGGAAAUGGAUGUAUUUCAUUUCCUUUGUGAUUUUCGCUUAGCUUGUUCGUGCGGUGAAUUGAAGGAAAACAAUCAACAGUUUACGUGUUAUUUAACUUCACUGCGUAUAAAGAGUUAGUCGGUACUGAAAUGUCGCACACAAUUUUGCUCGUUCAACCCACCAAGAGACCCGAGGGCCGCACGUAUGCUGACUAUGAGUCAGUGAACGAAUGUAUGGAAGGUGUUUGCAAAAUGUAUGAAGAACAUCUAAAGAGGAUGAAUCCAAACAGUCCGUCCAUCACAUACGACAUUAGCCAGUUGUUUGACUUCAUUGAUGACUUGGCUGACCUCAGCUGUCUUGUGUACAGAGCAGACACUCAGACAUACCAACCAUACAAUAAGGACUGGAUCAAAGAGAAGAUCUACGUUUUACUGCGACGUCAGGCUCAGCAGGCAGCUAAGUAAAGGGAUCAGUGACAGGCUCACCUGGAUGGAGGUUACACUGCACUACAUUUCCACAGUAUCUUGCAGAUCUGUGUGUAUGGACAUUGUGAUAAGGGUUGGAUUUUCAUGUUAAACCAUCAGCCGAUAAUAGAUGUUUUUUUUUCUUCAAAAAGUAAUGUGAGAUAUUUUGGUCUUUACAUUGGAGAGGAGUGAUAUAUGACCAUGUACUGAUGUUUGUAUAUCAAAGGGAAUUGGGAUGCCAGGGGCUGCAAAAAGAAAUGGGAGAUCUGAUUUUAACAAUCAGGUCUUGUAGGGUUGCAUAAGAAUUUAAGGGAAGGGAUUUUACACAAAAAAAUACAUGAACAAACCACCACAUAUUAUUGAAAAAGAAACAUAACAAUAAAACCCAAUUAAAUGAGCAAUUGUAAAAUAUUGCUCAUACAUUACUUUACAAUGAAGACACUUUAAAUAAUAAAAAAGUAGUUGUGGCAUCACCCAAAGCUGGUUGCAAGAAUUUAAUUUAUUGAUGGAGCGAGUCCAUGGAGUGAAGAGCUCCACAUACAGUCCAUUUGAUAGAGUUGAAGGCUAGUAAUGUGCUUUUAUUUGUCAUAUUUGUUCAGGAUUUUUUGUUUUGUUUGGCUAGUUACACUGUAACCUACUCUGCUUUCUAUAAUGCAUCAGAUUUCAUUUUGUAUUGUUGUGUGAAUGCAUACUGUUUGCCACUGAUGGUUUUCGUUGUGUAUUAGGCAUGGUUCCAUUUCAAAGUGUCUGGGUCUUUUAUAGCACCAGGAUCCAUUUAUUGAAAUUAAAGGUUCUUGUUUAAAA
Messenger RNA from Cynoglossus semilaevis (tongue sole), 1266 nucleotides. RefSeq names its product ERH mRNA splicing and mitosis factor (gene erh). The transcript is spliced from 4 exons. Bases 148 to 462 code for a protein of 104 amino acids. NCBI's taxonomy places the organism in Eukaryota, Metazoa, Chordata, Actinopteri, Pleuronectiformes, Cynoglossidae. The record is from RefSeq and is a predicted model, not a curated record.